AUGGGGUUGAAACUGGCUAAACAAUGGGUUAAUAAUAUGACCAAAGCUGCAGAAGAUGAACCAACAAAAGUAGUAUCAGAGGCUCGACCUAAGAGUCUUGGACUGGGUGCAAAGGUUUCACAUUCAGCCAAAUUUGAACCUUCAAACGACCCACUUGAAAGUAAACUACAUGCCAAGUUAAACAUUGGAAAAAGAAAAGCUACCAAAAGUGUUGAAAUAUCCAUUCCAUUUGCUGGAGAUGGAAAUGAUAAUGAAGAUGAAGAGGAUUUAGACAGCAGAACUAGGGUGUUUGACAAGAAAAAGAUUACCAGAUUCUAA
This is a messenger RNA of Alnus glutinosa, 318 nucleotides long. RefSeq lists its product as uncharacterized. The transcript has 3 exons. The record is from RefSeq and is a predicted model, not a curated record. Lineage: Eukaryota; Viridiplantae; Streptophyta; Magnoliopsida; Fagales; Betulaceae. Bases 1 to 318 code for a protein of 105 amino acids.